AUGGCACCGGCUCCCAAGCGGCCCGUUCGUCCGGCCGAGCGGGCAGCCAGACUCCGCAGCAGCCAGCGCAAGCACAAGGACAAGGUGAAGCACCGCAUCAUCGACCUCGAGUCCAGGCUCCUCGCCACGGAGCGCAGGCUCGAGCGAGCCCUGUCCGCCAUAUCCGCCCUGUCAGACGGACUGCGCGCCGUCGCCGAGCAGAACAAGCGCCUGCAGCCGCGGCGAUGCAGCUCCGAGCCCCUCACCAGCAACCCGUCGUCGUCGCGCGCGGCGCAACUCUCCGAGGCAGCCUCCCGCAGGCAAGAGGAGCACGUGCGGAAGCUGACUCUCCCCUGGGAGAACGACGCCAACCCGGAGGACUUUUCGUGGAGCUCUGCCCUUUUGGAGGGCGUCAACAUCGGCGAGCGCGGGGACACGGGGCCGGCGGCCUCGUCGAGCUCCGCGGUCGGGGGGGAUGGGUGCGCGGACGAGUCGACGCCGGGCACAUGCGAGGGCGGAAGCCUGGACACGCAUGGCACCGCGGCGUCGGAGGAAGGCCCGGCAGAGGAGCUGCCGCACGAAUCCUACGACGGCGUCGACAUUGCUGCUAUGCGGGACUGGAUCGACCCCCGGUUCGAGAAGGCCCGGCGUCCGGACAGCACACCCCUCUUGGCGGCAGCGGCGCCCUCGGCAACCAAGCUCGUCAUCGUCGCCUCCGAGAACCCCGUCAAGAUCGGAGCGGCGCGCGACGGCUCCUCGCGCAUGUUCCCCGGCGUGCCCGACCAGCCGUCCACGGACCAAGAAACCCUCGGCUCGGUGGGCAUCUUGACGGGCGACGUGGUGCGUCGGCAGAGCUACUACUCUGAAGACGUGGCGUUGGCCUUGAUCCCGCUCAAGAGGGCCCAGCUCGCAUUUUGA
Metarhizium brunneum ARSEF 3297 is the source of this 897-nucleotide messenger RNA. The record is from RefSeq and is a predicted model, not a curated record. NCBI's taxonomy places the organism in Eukaryota, Fungi, Ascomycota, Sordariomycetes, Hypocreales, Clavicipitaceae.